AGGGCCAACGUGAGCCGGCAACAUGGUGGCCGCCAAGAAGACAAAAAAGUCGUUAGAGUCCAUAAACUCUAGACUUCAGCUGGUUAUGAAAAGUGGUAAAUAUGUACUUGGAUAUAAACAAAUUCUGAAAAUAAUUCGGCAGGACAAAGCCAAGUUGGUUAUCCUAGCCAAUAACUGUCCUGCUUUGAGAAAAUCAGAAAUUGAGUACUAUGCUAUGUUGGCCAGAACUGGUGUGCAUCACUACAGUGGCAACAAUAUUGAACUGGGAACACCUUGUGGGAAGUUCUACAGAGUAUGUACACUUUCUAUAAUUGACCAAGGUGACUCUGACAUCAUUAGACGCAUGCCAGAACAAAACACUGAGAAGUAA
Molecule: messenger RNA, 370 nt
Organism: Pantherophis guttatus
Lineage: Eukaryota; Metazoa; Chordata; Lepidosauria; Squamata; Colubridae
Source: RefSeq, a predicted model, not a curated record